AUGGUGAUCGAUAAUCAGGCGACUCUGAGUGAGUAUUUAGCAAAAUUCGAAACUAAAUCGAAAUUAGCACAUAAUGAAAAUACCAAUCCUACGUCAUCCGGUAACACCCAGACUCAGCAAACGCGUUUUUUACCUCAAUUAUUGUUACCUAAAUUCUCCGGAAUGUACAAGGAGUGGACUCCAUUUCGAGAUCUUUUUGAGUCGAUGGUAGUUAACAACGCAACAAUACCAGAAGUUGAAAAGUUUCAUUAUCUGAAACUAAGUGUUACCGGUGAAGCUGUUCAACUGAUAAAUAAUUUAGUCGUUACCGGAGACAAUUUUAAACUGGCAUGGCAACUCAUUUCAGACCGUUAUGAAAACCGCCGCGUCCUUGUCGACGCACAAUUAGAAUUGUUGUUUUCGCUCAAAAGGUCGUCGCACGAAUCUGCCGCCGAGCUAAAACGGUUAUACGGCACAACAACAGAAGUCCUUGUCGCACUCAAGGGUUUAAAAUGCGACACAAAUAACUGA
Megachile rotundata (alfalfa leafcutting bee) is the source of this 510-nucleotide messenger RNA. RefSeq lists its product as uncharacterized. The record is from RefSeq and is a predicted model, not a curated record. Lineage: Eukaryota; Metazoa; Arthropoda; Insecta; Hymenoptera; Megachilidae.